Molecule: messenger RNA, 1310 nt
Organism: Zeugodacus cucurbitae (melon fly)
Lineage: Eukaryota; Metazoa; Arthropoda; Insecta; Diptera; Tephritidae
Exons: 2
Coding region: 472-1149 (225 amino acids)
Source: RefSeq, a predicted model, not a curated record
UCGUUUAAACGUGUAAAAGCCCCGUAAACCUCUUAAACCGUGUAUAUUUACGAAUGCGUAAAAAUCUGGCAGCAACUUAUAUGGAAAUUCAUUUAAACACAUUACGCACCAAUGUCAGUGUGUAAAGAACACUUGUAAAUUUACGAUAUUGCAAAAGCAACCCUACCAAACGACCAGCUGAUGAAUAUUAUUGUGAAAAUUAAAAUGGAAAAGGUAAGAAUGAAACUCGGAACAUAAAUUUUAUUUAAUUGUUGCAAUUGUUUUAUAUUUCAGGAUAAAAAGUUAAAGCCAAAGCGUCUACGGCUGAAACCGUCCCAUCGCUGGACAGAGUCGCAGUCCCUGCAGCUGUUGCAAGCAGUAUCCGACGCAAUUAAAGAUAGUCCAGAAUCUUUUGAGAAACCGACCUCCCAAAGGUUUUACGAAAAAUUGCAGCAAAAUACACCGGCACUUCAAUCUGUCGUUUGCGUAGCUAUGAAAAGCAAAAUGAGGUAUCUCAAAGCGUUGUACGUUGCCGCGGCAGCCUGGAAAAACAAAACUGGGUCUGGACUACUCGCUAAUGGUGACGAGUCAAGCGUAUCAGCGCAUGUCAACAAAAUUUGUCCCAACUUUGACUUACUGGAAGUUAUCUUCGGGCAACGCAAAAAUGUAAAUCCCGGAGUAAUUUUUGAAAGCACUGACAGCAUUGAAGUACUGGCUGAUUCCCCUUGUGCUGAUAGUUCGUUAAACGAUACCAUCGAUUCCUACGACUUGUGUGCGCUCGAUUGUGAGGAUUUAGUUGACCCAAUAUUACCUAUAAGUAUAAGUAGCGAUUGCAGUGCCGCCGCCGCGGCAACUUCUACACCACAAAGUUCGUUGGACUUUAGAAGUUCAACAAAAAAACCAAAAAGAAAGAGUGAAGCCCCGUUCAAUAAAUUGAUUUUUAUUCAGGAGAAAAGGUUGGAAUUAGAAGUUAAGAAAAUAGAAUUAGAAAAAGAAAAAGAAAAGAAUGAGGUCGAGUUGAAAAGAAUUGAACUGAAUAAUCAAUUAGAAAUGAAAAGAAUUGAAACUGAAUCAGAAAAAGAAACCAAACUGGAAAUUGAAAAACUGAAACUUGCUAGUGAAGAACGCAUUAAAAUGUUUGAAAUAGAGUUAAAGUUAAAAUCAAAAUAAAUGUGAAACUUUAAGAGAUUUCACAUGGUACUUUUUUCGCAAAUUUAAAAGAUCUCAUAGCAAAAUACAUGUAUAUUUGAAUGUAACUAAAUGUUAAUAGGCACAGAAGCACUUUUUAUUUUUCUGUAAAUAAAAGCAUAUAUUAAUGGAUUUUAAAGAUA